Messenger RNA from Necator americanus (New World hookworm), 540 nucleotides. RefSeq lists its product as uncharacterized. Bases 1 to 540 code for a protein of 179 amino acids. The record is from RefSeq and is a predicted model, not a curated record. The transcript has a single exon. Lineage: Eukaryota; Metazoa; Nematoda; Chromadorea; Rhabditida; Ancylostomatidae.
AUGACCAAUCCCGCUCGCCACUCCGACCUGGUAGAACUCGUAGAAUGCUUCUGGUCACAUGAAUCUUUAGGAAUAGUCGACAAUCCCAAUCAAUCCGAUGACGACAAGUGCUUGGAAGACUUUAACAACUCAAUCAAGUACAAUAAGCAAGAGCGCCAAUAUUCGGUAAAACUUCCAUUCAAAGACCAGCUAAAGAGAGGAAUAAUAGAAGAAAUCGAUGAAGACCAAUCCGCCAACAUUAGUCAUUACCUCGCUCACCACGGUGUCAUCAGCGGGUCGAAAAAACACACGAAGGUACGCUGUGUUUCCGAUGGUUCAGCAAAAAGGAAAGAAGGAAUGAGCAUCAACGAGAUACUCCAUAAAGGACCAACAUUAUUACCGGACCUACUCGGAGUCCUUCUUCGAACAAGAACAAUGCCAAUAAUGGUCUCCAGCGAAAUUGAAAAAGCCUUCUUGACGGUAGAACUCCAAGAACAGAGCCGAAACUGCACUAGUUUUUUCUGGUUGCGAGAUCCUACAAAACCAGCAGGUCGAAUAUAG